CCCGAAUAAAGAGGCACUCGGCCCGAGCAUGGUAUAACACCUCAAAAGCACGAGUGUACGACGACACGCUCGUAUUUCUCACUCACUCACUCACUCGCAUUCCCAGCUCGGUUCUCUCUCAGCCGUCCGAUCCCCGCCUCGAUCUGGCCCACCCGCCGGCGUCUGACCCAACCGUCCCUCGACGGCCAGCGGCUCAGAGGUUCCGAUCCGAAUCGCGGAUGAAGCACCCUCGGAAAAAAGGGCCGUCCGUACAAGCAAUCCUCCUCGUCUGCACGAUUUCCACCUGCCUCUGCCUCUUCCUGGCCUUCCGUUCGGUCGAGCCGGAGCUCCCGACCGAAACCAUCGAGAACCCGUUCCGGUUCGGCACUAUCCGAGAACCGGAAACGGAUCAGCAGAUUAGUCCACGUCAGCAGCAAUCUUCGUCCUGCGCGACGGUCGAAAAGAUGGGGGAGACUUUUGCAGAAGGAUCCGGAGCUGAAAGCCUCAGAGUGAGGAAGAUAAUCGAAGAUCACUUCGCGUUGCACGGCGCUCCUAGAGUCCGAGGGCUUCCUUCAGACCAGUUCUGCAGACAAGGUUUUGUGAUAGGGAAAGCCUCAGAAGCAGGGUUUGGCAAUGAAAUGUACAAGAUCUUAACUGCUUCAGCAUUAAGUGUGCUGUUGAAUCGGUCCUUGAUUAUUGGGCAAACCAGGGGCAAAUACCCUUUUGGGGAAUACAUUUCAUAUACCAAUCUUUCAUUCACAUUGAGAGAAGUCAAGCAUCUUUGGAGACAGAAUGAUUGUGAAGGCAAGUAUGGAAGGCAUCUCAUUAUGAGAACGGAUGAUUUCGAGAAGGCAUCAGAGACAAAUGUCCUUUGUAGCGAUUGGAGGAAAUGGAAGCAGCCUAUUAUAUGGUUUCAAGGCACAACAGAUGCAGUCGCAGCUCAGUUUUUCUUGAAGAAUGUACAUCCAGGAAUGAGGAAUGUGGCUUCUCUUUUAUUUGGAGAUCCAGGAGCUCUUCAGUCUAGGCCUAAUGUAUUCGGGGAGCUGAUGCGAGUCGUCGUAUCUCCUUCACAAGUUGUUGAAGAAGCUGUGAACCAGGUUCUCAAUGGUAGCGCCGGUCCUGAUGUGGCAUUGCACAUGCGCAUGCGUAUGAACAGGUCUAUAAGGGCCAUACGGGCUGCAUUGAAUUGCAUCAAGAAAGCCUUGCAUAGUUAUCAACAGAAUGAUGCAAGGCCUCAGGUGGUUUUGGUUUCAGAUACACCUUCCCUUAUUAGGGAUAUCACACCAAAUUUGACGGAAUUUGCAGAGGUCAUUCAUUUUGAUUACAAGCGGUUCAAAGGGAAUCUUUCCAGUGGGAGCACAAAUGCUGUACCACAUCAGUCAUUGAGAUGGACGGGAGAUGAUUUUAUACAUGAGGAUGGUAUGAUCAUCGUUGAAUAUAGAGGUGAUGAGACGUGGGAUAGGCAUGACGCAUCCUUGAAUUUUAGAGUGAAGGAUUGGGGACCAGCACCAAGGUGGGUUGCAUUUGUGGACUUCUUUCUAGCAUCGCGUGCAAAACAUGCCGUUGUUUCUGGGGCUCAUAGGCGCGUUGGGACAACCUAUGCUCAACUAAUUGCAGCAUUGGCAGCCGCACAUCGACUUGGUGAAGAUUCUUCUACAGAUUCGAGGUUUUCAUUCUUGAGCAGCUUCCAAAGUAAUUUAUUAGUAGAUGGUUUGGGGAAUCAGAUUGGAUGGGGGCAUGUCUGGAACCGAUUUGCGGGUCCAUUGAGUUGUCGUCAUCAGGCCCACCAGUGCGCAUUCACGCCACUUCUUCCACCAGCCUGGUGGGAUGGCAUUUGGCAAUCACCUAUUUCACGGGAUGUUCGUAGGCUGCAGGCAUAUGGGAUCCACCUAACAGAUUCUGGUGAAGUGGUUGGAACUCAUCUUGAUUCCUUUUGUAGAGCCAAGAAGGAUAUUGUAAAAAUCGCUCCUGUCUACCGCCAUUAGUUAUUUGACUAACUGCUCCGUAUACCAUGAGAUGGGAGGAUUCCUGGAAUGCUUGCUGGGACAUGCACAGACAUGGUUCUAUAUCAUUUUUUAUGGGAUUCACCCAACAUUGGCAUGACAAUGGCAAUGGAAGAGAGACAAACCUGAUCUAGCAUAUGUAAUCAAGCAUUGGGAUUAGUCCAUUGGUAAUCCAUCAGGUGGCCCAGCGAUCAUCCCUCCUUAUAAGAGCCUUGGCUCCUUUUUCGAUCAAUUUGAGAGUGGGACCCAAAAUCAGCAGUCUGCCCAUGCUUUCUGUGCGCUCCUUGAAUUGUUCUCUCCUACAAAGUCAUCGGUACACCUUUUUGAUGCUCUUCUGUAAUAUUCCUCUUAUUAAUACUAUUCAUUUGAUUUUUUCA
Magnolia sinica is the source of this 2359-nucleotide messenger RNA. RefSeq lists its product as uncharacterized. Lineage: Eukaryota; Viridiplantae; Streptophyta; Magnoliopsida; Magnoliales; Magnoliaceae. Bases 219 to 1964 code for a protein of 581 amino acids. The record is from RefSeq and is a predicted model, not a curated record. The transcript has 11 exons.